AUGUCCGGCAAAUACGUGUUCACGAAAGGCCUAAAAGAACUACGAUUUCUACACUGCCAGACCAGCGAACACUCCAAUGCUGUCCGAUCAUUCCUCACCCGCGCUUACCCAACGAUGAAGCACCACAACCCACACACACCCAUUAUGAUCCGGGAAGCAUUAGGCAUCGAGCCAAGAGUAUACGCACGAUAUGAGUUUGGCAGGGAGAAGAUGGCGGAUUUGAGUGGCCUGGACGACAAGGCCAUCGAGGACCAAGUCAGUGGAUUGGUGAGGGAGUCGCAAUGA
Molecule: messenger RNA, 285 nt
Organism: Recurvomyces mirabilis
Lineage: Eukaryota; Fungi; Ascomycota; Dothideomycetes; Mycosphaerellales; Teratosphaeriaceae
Exons: 3
Coding region: 1-285 (94 amino acids)
Source: RefSeq, a predicted model, not a curated record